Molecule: messenger RNA, 316 nt
Organism: Symbiodinium necroappetens
Lineage: Eukaryota; Dinophyceae; Suessiales; Symbiodiniaceae
Source: the annotation of a GenBank genome assembly
GAACGCGCACCUGGUGACGUUCCCAGACAUCGAUUGGCGAUCCUUCGCCAACGACUUCUGCAGCAAGAGCCUAGGUCUCUCGCGGCAGCAGUACACCACCCAGAUCGAGCACUAUGACAACAUGGGCGCGAUCUUUGAUGGCAUCAAGCGACUGAACACCAUCCUCACCGACAUGUGCCGAGACGUGUGGAUGUACGUCUCCAUGGAGUACUUCAAGCAGAAGAUCGUGGCCGGUGAGGUCGGUUCCAGCGCGAUGCCGCAUAAGGUCAACCCCAUCGAUUUCGAGAAUGCCGAGGGAAACCUGGGAUUUGCAAAC